AUGGCGCACGGCAGCAGGCUCUUCCUCCUCCUGGAGGCCCUGCUCUUCUCGGCGCUGCUGCUCCUCCCUGCACGCCCUUCAGCCGCAGACGGCAGCGGCAGCACGUCGUACCCAGCCGACUGCCCCUACCCGUGCCUGCCUCCACCCACUGCCCCCGCCGUCUUCACCAACUGCCCACCGCCACCGGCGGCGCCAUCCUCCACGUACUCGAACCCGCCGCCGCCAGCGCCGUCCUCCUACAACACGCCGCCGUCGUCCUCCUGGAGCUACCCACCGCCGCCGCCGCCGGGGGGCUACAUUCCCUACUUCCAGCCUCCGGCGGGAGGUGGUGGUGGCGGUGGGGGGUACGGCUACCCGGCGCCGCCGCCGCCCAACCCCAUCCUGCCAUGGUACCCCUGGUACUACAAGACGCCGCCGUCGUCCGCGGCGGUCACGUUGGCCAGGGGGAGUUCUAGUGUUCUUAGCUUGUUGGCCGCCGUGCUAGCUGCUGGCCUGCUGAUCAUGGCUUAG
This is a messenger RNA of Miscanthus lutarioriparius, 510 nucleotides long. The record is from the annotation of a GenBank genome assembly. NCBI's taxonomy places the organism in Eukaryota, Viridiplantae, Streptophyta, Magnoliopsida, Poales, Poaceae.